Closterium sp. Naga37s-1 is the source of this 2382-nucleotide messenger RNA. NCBI's taxonomy places the organism in Eukaryota, Viridiplantae, Streptophyta, Zygnematophyceae, Desmidiales, Closteriaceae. The record is from the annotation of a GenBank genome assembly.
AUGGCUGCUCCUUCUCUUCCUCAGAAUUUCAACACUCUCUCCAUUGAUCGGCUCGAGCUCGCUCCCGAUCAGAGCGCUAUCAACUGGUACUCCUACACAGGGAGCAUGCGCCGCCUCCUCGGCGUCAUCCACAUCCCCAACACCUCCUCCACCCUCCUCGACCUUGUCCUCCGCCAUGCUGCCGCUCUCCCGCCAACGCCCCCUAUGUCCCCUGGAUCGGCCCCCACUCUCCCGCCUGACCCUGGACCUGAACCUGACGAACCAGAUCUGCCCGCUGCCUCCACGGAUCCUGUUCGCCAAGCCGCUGAUGAAGCAGCCUACGAUCUCGAGCGGCGUCGGUUCCUCACGCUCCGAGCGGACCAUCGUGCGGCUCGCGAGCAAUACGACAUGCGCCAAGCUGCCAUAAUAAAUCACCGCACCAUGGCUGACCGCUACACUCUCGCGCUCGCUGAAUAUACCGCUAAAGCUGCUGCUUGGAAGGAAUCUGACCUUUCUGCCUCUAAUAUUAUCCUUGGUGGUCUCCCCCCCGCUCUAAUGCGAGACUUUCAGGAACAAGAGCUUCACGCACCUGCCCUUUGGGCCUCCCUUCACGCCAUGUUUGAGCGCCAUGACGUCAACUCCGUGGGGCUGCUCCUUGACGAAUACUGGGAGACAACGCUCGCAACCUGCACUGGUGCCGUCGCCUACACCGGCCGCAUGACCUCUCUCGCCAAGCGACUUAAGGCUCGCCAGUUCAUCCAGAUAGAUCGCCUUCUCCGCGGUCUCAACCCGUCCUACGACAUGCACGUCAUUGCCUUCCGCGAAAAUCAGCCACACGCGGUGGUGGGCGUGGUGGUGGUCGCGGUGGCGGACGUGGAGGUGGGCGUGGUGGCGGCCGUGGUGGUGGACGUGGUGGCACCUUUGGUGGACGCACUCCUUCUUGCACGGGCGGCCCUGGAGGAAGUGGACGUGGUGCCGCAGCCGCACCAGCAGCCACAGCAGCCGCCCUGGGGAGGUGGGGGAGGCGCAGCCGCCACAGCAGCGGCAGCGGCAGCAGCAGCAGCAGCAGCAGCAGCAGCAACUGCCGCCUGGCAGCAGCAACCUCUUGGCUUCGGUUCUGCCGCCACCGCCGCCCAUACCUCCCCAGCUGAGUCAUACUCUAGCUUUCUUGAUUCUUUCACUCCCACCUCUCCCUCAUGCCCCUCCCACCUCUCCCUCAUGCCCCUCCCACCUCACCCUCAUGCCCUCCCACCUCACCCUCAUGCCCCUCCCACCUCACCCUCAUGCCCCUCCCACCUCACCCUCAUGCCCCUCCCACCUCUCCCUCAUGCCCCUCCCACCUCACCCUCAUGCCCCUCCCACCUCACCCUCAUGCUCCUCCCACCUCUCCCUCAUGCCCCUCCCACCUCACCCUCAUGCCCCUCCCACCUCACCCUCAUGCCCCUCCCACCUCACCCUCAUGCCCCUCCCACCUCUCCCUCAUGCCCCUCCCACCUCUCCCUCAUGCCCCUCCCACCUCACCCUCAUGCCCUCCCACCUCACCCUCAUGCCCUCCCACCUCACCCUCAUGCCCCUCCCACCUCACCCUCAUGCCCCUCACACCUCUCCCUCAUGCCCUCCCACCUCACCCUCAUGCCCUCCCACCUCUCCCUCAUGCCCCUCCCACCUCUCCCUCAUGCCCCUCCCACCUCACCCUCAUGCCCCUCCCACCUCUCCCUCAUGCCCUCCCACCUCUUCCUCAUGCCCUCCCACCUCACCCUCAUGCCCUCCCACCUCUCCCUCAUGCCCCUCCCACCUCUCCCUCAUGCCCCUCCCACCUCACCCUCAUGCCCUCCCACCUCACCCUCAUGCCCCUCCCACCUCACCCUCAUGCCCCUCCCACCUCACCCUCAUGCCCCUCCCACCUCUCCCUCAUGCCCCUCCCACCUCACCCUCAUGCCCCUCCCACCUCACCCUCAUGCCCCUCCCACCUCUCCCUCAUGCCCCUCCCACCUCACCCUCAUGCCCCUCCCACCUCUCCCUCAUGCCCCUCCCACCUCUCCCUCAUGCCCCUCCCACCUCUCCCUCAUGCCCCUCGCAGCGCACCUUGAUGGCCCGCCGGUUGAACAGGCUGUACAGCUGCAGCAUGCGCUUCACUCCACCCACCACCUUCUCAUCCUCCUUGUCCCCCUCCCUUUCCUCCUCGUCCCCCUCCCUUUCCUCCUCGUCCCCCUCCCUUUCCUCCUCGUCCCCCUCCCUGUCCUCCUCGCCUUCCUCUUCCGUCCCAUCCUCCUCACCCCUCUCCCCAUCGUCCUCGUCGCCCACAUCCCUCUCCUUGUGCUCCGCCUCCUGCUUCCCAUCCUCCUCAUCCCUCUCCCCAUCUUCCUCGCUGCCUGCAUCCUCAUCCUCCUCCCCAGCAUCUGA